AUGACGUGGGGGUUUCUGGUUUUGGCUGGUCCAUGGCUGGUAGUUUUAGGCGUAGGGUCUGUCAGUCCCUGGAAACAGGACCCGAGGACAGUGACUUUCACCCAGUGGGAUAUGCAGCAACGGGAGGGUCACUCACGGGAAAAGCGUGAUGUCUGGUCUGAGACCUCAGGUUUUACUGCAUGCAAAGCGCCUGUCAGUCAGUCUGAACACAAGAUUCUAGACGAAAACACACAUGAGACAGGGUUCCAUGGAGAUGAUGGCUCAAGUUUCAUACUAACCUGGGUGGGAGAUGGCACAGGGGUAAUCUUGGUCUUAUCUACAGUUAGUGCACCCCUGGAUUCAUUUUUUGACGGCUCCAGUCGACUAUACAGAAGUGCAGACUAUGGGAAAUCCUUCCAUGACAUCUCUCACUCUAUCAAUAAUACUUUCAUCAGAAAGGAUUUUGGGAUCUGCGUAGGGCCGGGAAACUCUCAGAGAGUAAUUUUGACAGCAACCCUGCCCAUCUUUGAGACGACAGGAGGGGUCAUCUUCACCUCGAUGGACUCUGGCCUGACCUUUCAAUCUGUUCAGCUCCCCUUUCAUCCUGCCCAGGCAAUCUCUUUCCACUACCAGAACCCAGACUACCUGGUGGUCAUCGAUAUAGAUGGUGGGUUGUGGCUUUCGCUGGACUUUGGCAAGAAAUGGACCAUGAUUCAUGAGGGGACUCACUCUUUCAUGUGGGGAGCUGGCAUUAAUCUCUUCUUUGCCUCAAGUCCUAAAGGAACAGUGGAGGCAGAGAGGCGAGGAAAGCUCUUUCUGAAACGAACGCAGGACCUUGGAAAGACGUUGACCACCAUUUCCCAGAAUGUCUUUUCCUUUGGCUACAUUGGGGGCUUCCUCUUCACCUCUGUUAUGGAGAGUCUGGGAUCACCCCGUGUCAUCUAUGUGUCCUCAGACCAAGGUGACACCUUUAACAAAGCCCAGCUACCCUCUGCUAGCACAGAGCAGUUUUAUUCGGUUCUUGAUGGCGAUGAGGACAUGAUCUUCAUGCAUGUGGACACCCCUGGAGAGGACACUUAUUUCGGAACAAUUUACACGUCAGAUGACAGAGGCAUCCUGUACUCCAAGUCCUUAGAGCGCCACCUGUUUGCAGGGGAAGGGAAGAGUGACUUCACCAAUGUCACUUCACUGAGGGGGGUAUACCUGACCAAUGUGCUAGAGGAGGAUGGGCGAAUUCGGACGGUCAUCUCUUUCGACAGAGGAGGAGAAUGGAGACCCCUGCAAAAGCCAAAAAAUGUUGAAUGUGGGGAGCAUGUAAAAAAUUGCAACCUGCACAUCCACGGCGAGUAUAGCCUCUACAGCGGCAUCAUCCCAAUGCUGCCAUUAUCAGACCCUGCAGCUGUUGGCUUGGUCAUUGCCCAUGGCAGCGUAGGGGAUUCCAUAUCAGCAGCCCAGCCAGAUGUAUACGUCUCCGGAGACGGGGGUUAUACAUGGAGACUUACACUCAGGGGACCCCACCACUACAGUAUCCUGGAUUCAGGAGGACUCAUUGUGGCUGUGGAAGCCCACAGAGAUCGACAAGUGAACUCUAUUAAGUUCUCCACAGAUGAGGGCCAGUGCUGGAAGACAUAUAACUUUACUGAGCAGGCCAUAUUCUUUGCAGGCCUGGCGUCUGAGCCAGGCACAAAGACCAUGAACAUCAGUGUCUUUGGAUACAGGCCAGAUGACGACGAUCAGCCAAUGUGGGUGGCUGUCACCAUCGACUUUGGGUGUCUUGUCACUAGAGAAUGUGAGGAACAGGAUUAUGUUGACUGGCUGGCCCACUCCAGUGAUGGAAGUGCUUCUGAGACUGAUGGAUGCAUCCUUGGUUACAGGGAGACUUUCAGGAGACUUAAGAGGCUAUCUGUCUGCAGAAAUGGACGUGACUUUGUGGCCAGCAGGCAACAGACCCCUUGUCCAUGUACCAGGGAAGACUACAUGUGUGACUAUGGUUACUAUCGCCAUGAGAACAGCUCUGAUUGUGUUAAACAGCCAGACUUUGUGAAUCAUACUCUUGGCAUUUGUUUAAAUGGAGAAAUUGAAGAGCUCCAGACAUCAGGGUACCGAAAGGUGCCCAGCGAUAAGUGUGAAGGUGGGUUCACCCCUCCUCGAAGUUUGGACUCUGCCAGAAGACACUGUGGAGCUGUGACUCCAGCCUCAUCCAGGAGCCCCAACUCUGACAGAACAACAGAAACGUUAGUGCUGAUUAUGACAGGUGCUGGCACAACCAUCUUUGCUUUGGCUGUGAUUAUUGCUGUCACCUGUAGGAAGGUGAGAUGCAGGCAAAGGGCACCGGUAUACCGGUUCUCUGCUCUGAGACAGGUUGAGGAUGACUUGUGCAUUAGUCCAGAGAGUGGCACCAGGGUUAGCACCAGCCAAGGGAGUUACCAGGACGACUCAGAUGAUGAUCUCAUCGAGUGA
Chanos chanos (milkfish) is the source of this 2439-nucleotide messenger RNA. RefSeq names its product sortilin. Gene Ontology annotation, cellular component: Golgi apparatus; membrane. The transcript is spliced from 21 exons. Gene Ontology annotation, biological process: vesicle organization; endocytosis; Golgi to endosome transport. The record is from RefSeq and is a predicted model, not a curated record. NCBI's taxonomy places the organism in Eukaryota, Metazoa, Chordata, Actinopteri, Gonorynchiformes, Chanidae. Bases 1 to 2439 code for a protein of 812 amino acids. Gene Ontology annotation, molecular function: protein binding.